GCCAGUUUGUUUUUCAUGGUUUGGGCAAAAAUCUCUUUCUUUCCAGGAGUAACAUCCGAUCAGGUUUAAUGUACCCUUAAUUACCUUGAUAUGUGCAUAUUAAAUAUUAUAUUUUUGUGAUAAACAACAUUAGACUUUUCUCUUUUUAAGUGCUGAUUAUGUAGGGCCAAAGGUUACUUUUAGGCUCAAAUCCGACUUUUCUAUUUAUGAUAAGAGCGCGAUCGGAGAAAUAUCGAUUUCAAUAAUAUUUCUUUGAUUUAUAUCGCAUUAAUAGUACGAAACAUUAUUUUGUAAGUGUUUAAUAUGUUCCGAAUAAGUACCACUGUGAUAACAGUUCUCGUAGCCGACCUCCUUGCUUCCUCCGGAGACAUAACCUCAACAUGGACCUCGCCGAUGUACCCCAAACUCUACUCCAACGACACCACCGUGAAUCCCUUGGGACGACCCAUAACCGAAGACGAAGACUCCUGGAUGGGAAGUCUGAUCAAUAUCGGGGCCAUCUUGGGGGCCCUCCCGGCCGGCCUCGUUGCCGACCGAUAUGGCCGAAAAAAGACUUUGAUAGCAGUGGCGGUGCCCCAUAUAACGGCAUAUCUGAUCUACGCCUUCGCCACCAACGUUUACAUGUUCUACGCGGGGCGGCUCGUCAACGGGGUUUCCGUGGGGGUGGGUUACGCCAUUCUGCCCAUGUACAUCGCGGAAGUGUCCGAGGAUUCUCAACGGUCCACCCUGUCUUCCACGUUGAAUAUUUUUUGGUCGGUGGGGAAUUUCGUGCCUUACGCCGUCGGGCCUUAUUUGUCCGUCAGGUGGUUCAAUUUGGUUUUGAUCGUGUUCCCGGUGAGUUUCAUGGUGCUUUUUAUGUUUCUCGGGUAUGAAACGCCUCACUUUUUAGUACACAAGGGGCGAGAAGUGGAGGCCGUCGCGGUACUAACGAAACUUAGAAAGAUAAGCGUAGGCUCGUCUAAAAAGGAAGUUAAAGCGUUACAAGUGGCUUUUAGCGAGCACCAAGAUGGCCAAUGGUCAGAUAUAGUUCGUGAUAAAACCCUUAGGAAGGCCCUCAUUAUUUCGGUAUCUCUGGUGGUUUUACAGCAGUUCUCCGGGAUCAACGCGGUCCUUUACUACUUACAGCCGAUUUUUGAAGCUUCUGGUACCCAGCUAUCAGUUCCGAUGUGCUCGAACAUAUUCGGUUUUUGUUUGUUGCUCUUCAGUUUCUUUACUGCGCUUAUUGUGAAGCAUACGGGGGUCAAAUGGCUUAUGGGAGUAUCGGCGUUUGGUUCUGGACUAUCCUUGAGUCUGCUCGGCGCAUUUUUCUAUAUUAAAGAUUGCACCAAUAUGGGCACCGAAAGCAUUUUCUGGCUCCCCAUAGCCGGUUUAAUUGGCUACAUAUUCUUUUAUGUUAUCGGUUUUGGGUCGUUGCCAUGGACCAUCAGUUCCGAACUAUUUCCUAAUAGUGUCAAGGCGAUUUCUGCCGCAGCAGUUGCGGCCUCUUGCUAUUUGUCCGCAUUUAUUGUUACGAAGUUUUUUAAUUAUUUGAAUGGUUCCGUGCAUAGGGCCGGUACUUUUUGGUUGUUCUCUGGGUUAUCGUGGGUGGCACUGCUUGUUACUGUUGUCUGGGUCCCAGAGACCAAAGGCAAGAGUUUCCAGGAAAUACAGGAUAUGUUAAAGAAGUGACAGAGUUUUUAUUAUAGUAUGCUUUACUGUGCAUUACUAAAAUGGCUGUGAAUUGUAUUAUAUUUUUGUUCAUAGAAUGGCAAUUUUUAUUUUGUAAUAAACUUUGCUAUUAAUAAAGUGA
Molecule: messenger RNA, 1789 nt
Organism: Anthonomus grandis grandis
Lineage: Eukaryota; Metazoa; Arthropoda; Insecta; Coleoptera; Curculionidae
Product: facilitated trehalose transporter Tret1-like
Exons: 2
Coding region: 304-1668 (454 amino acids)
Biological process (GO): transmembrane transport
Cellular component (GO): membrane
Molecular function (GO): transmembrane transporter activity
Source: RefSeq, a predicted model, not a curated record